Molecule: messenger RNA, 527 nt
Organism: Daphnia magna
Lineage: Eukaryota; Metazoa; Arthropoda; Branchiopoda; Diplostraca; Daphniidae
Exons: 2
Coding region: 2-466 (154 amino acids)
Source: RefSeq, a predicted model, not a curated record
CAUGGAUUGUUUUGAAACACAAAUUCAAAUUCCCAAUGACAGGAAUGAUCAGGCUGCUACCUACUCUACCUAUAAAAGGUAUGCUGGCCGAAAAUCGGACCAGUUCAUUGUAAGGCACAGUGGCUACAUAGAUAAUUUAAAAGCAGGUGAUGAGGUUCUUGCUGAUAAGGGUUUUGUGGUAGCGGAAGAAAUUGGAUUAAGAGGAGCCAAACUAAUCACUCCUGCUUUUAAGAGAGCUGCACAACUAACUCAAUUAGAAACUGAAAUAUCUCGCCAAGUUUCAAAUGUGCGAAUACACAUAGAACGAGAAAUAGGAUGUAUGCGCAUGAAGUUCGACAUUAUGCGUGGCCCAGUUAUAAUGUCCAAUUUGAAUACUUUUCAGGAUAAUUUGUGUUUCUAUGACAAAAUUGUUGCUGUCUGUUGUAUUCUUUCAAAUUUGAAUCCUAGUAUUAUUCCAUUUGAGUGAUUUAUAUUUGUUCUGGAUUACAACUUUGGAUUUGAUUACAAACGAUACAUUUUGAAAUUAA